Molecule: messenger RNA, 1250 nt
Organism: Drosophila albomicans
Lineage: Eukaryota; Metazoa; Arthropoda; Insecta; Diptera; Drosophilidae
Gene: Lfg
Product: protein lifeguard 2
Exons: 4
Coding region: 384-1118 (244 amino acids)
Cellular component (GO): membrane
Source: RefSeq, a predicted model, not a curated record
UUCCCCUUUGGGGCGUUGGCGACUGCCGGCUGCUUGCUUCGGUUCAGUUGGGAGUAAACUAGCAAAGUUGCAAGAGUCAACAGUCAACUGUUGCCAGUGUUGGAUUAGUUAACAGCCACAGCACAAUCACAAGCACAAAAUAGAUAGUUGUACUUGUAGUUGUAUUUAUAAACACGUAUCAUUAUCAUACAAGCAUUGAGGUUACUUUCUUAUCUGACGAUAAGUGUGAGACUACCAAAUAUUUGGAACUUGUGGCUAUCCCCACCUAGUAUUUGUGUCCAGCUCUGCCAGUUUUAUUCGGUAGCUUCCAGCAGUGCGUGUGAUUUAAAGCGACUCGACUUCGAGCACAAUAAAAGCAAAAAAGGAAAAAAGAAAGCUAUAAAAUGUACCAAUACCAGCAAGGUGACAACAAUGGCGUCUAUGGAGACCCCGAGGCGGACAAGAGUUUCGCCUUUGACGAUCAAAGCAUUCGCAAAGGAUUCAUACGCAAGGUUUACCUCAUUCUGAUGACUCAACUGCUCAUCACCUUUGGCAUCGUUUGUGUGUUCACCUUCUCCAAGGGUUCUCAAGAAUGGGUUCAACGAAACCCAGCGAUCGUCUGGAUUGCUCUGGGCGUGCUAAUAGUAACCAUGAUCAGCAUGGCUUGCUGCGAGGCUCCACGUCGGAAAACACCGAUCAACUUCAUCUUUCUGUUCCUCUUCACGCUAGCUGAGGCCUUCCUGCUGGGCAUGAUUGCCGGUCAAUACGAGGCCAAGGAAGUGAUGAUGGCCGUGGGCAUCACGGCUGCCGUCAGCCUGGGAUUAACGCUGUUCGCCCUGCAGACCAAGUGGGAUUUUACAAUGUGCGGUGGUGUGUUGGUCGCCUGCCUGGUGGUCUUCAUUAUCUUUGGCAUCAUUGCCAUCAUUGUUCCCGGUGUGAUCAUUGGCCUCGUCUACGCCUCGCUGGGAGCAAUUCUCUUCUCCGUUUACCUGGUCUACGAUACCCAGCUGAUGAUGGGUGGCAAUCACAAGUAUUCCAUCAGUCCCGAGGAAUACGUCUUUGCCGCACUCAAUCUGUAUCUGGAUAUCGUCAACAUUUUCAUGUACAUCCUCACCAUCAUUGGGCUGUCGCGCAACUAAAUUAGUCUUCCAAUAGAUGCUAAGACUAGUCUAGUAUACGCUUAGUAAUAGCGUAGUCUGUAGAUCGUAGUCUGAAGGUGUCAAUUGUUGUCGCACCAUCUAGAAUAUUUAUUAUUAUAUAACCUAAACUGA